Molecule: messenger RNA, 780 nt
Organism: Anarrhichthys ocellatus (wolf-eel)
Lineage: Eukaryota; Metazoa; Chordata; Actinopteri; Perciformes; Anarhichadidae
Product: putative nuclease HARBI1
Exons: 1
Source: RefSeq, a predicted model, not a curated record
AUGGGUUUUUUUAAUGAUGAGGACACAAGGCCUGAUUUUAGGCUGAGCAGGGAGGCCCUGGCUGUGCUGCUGAACCUCCUCCACCAGGAUCGGAGGCACGGAUGGGGUGCCACUAUUGAGACCCUGGUCUUUUUAUUCUGGCUGGCGUGUGGGGCCUCCUACAGGGUGGUCUCCAGAGUGUUUGGGAUACCUCCAUCCACUGUCCACCGCAUCGUCCACAGAUUCACUGAGGAGGUGGUGGCCAUUCGCCACCAGGUCAUCCACCUCCCGAGUACCCCCGAAGACCUGGAGGCAGUGUCUCGUGGGUUUUCAGGGCUGGCAAGACACCGAGGUUUUCGGAAAGCUGCUGGAGCCCUCGACGGCUGCCAUGUCCGGAUCAAGCCACCAUGCGGCCCUGAUGGUCAAUGCUACAAGAACAGGAAACUGUUUUCUUCGAUGCAGGCUGUUUGUGACCAUCAGGGCUGCUUCGUCGACACCUACGUGGGCUGGCCUGGGUCAGUCCUCGACUCGAGAGUGCUGCACCACAGCCCGCUGUACCAGCGGGCUCUCUACCCUCCUCCAGGGCACUUCAUCCUUGCAGAUGGCGGGUAUCCGUGCCUCCAACACCCACUCCCCCUCAUCACUCCCUACAAGAGGCCAUUGCAAGGUGUGGGACCCCAGCGCUUUAACGGCCAUCAUUCCAGGGCACGCUCCAUCAUAGAGCGUGCCUUUGGAAUGAUAAGCCAGUUCCGGGCAAUCUUUCUACAAGCGCUGGAGGUGCACCACACCUUCGUACCUCAU